Molecule: messenger RNA, 1924 nt
Organism: Pygocentrus nattereri (red-bellied piranha)
Lineage: Eukaryota; Metazoa; Chordata; Actinopteri; Characiformes; Serrasalmidae
Gene: ppt2b
Product: palmitoyl-protein thioesterase 2b
Exons: 8
Coding region: 306-1184 (292 amino acids)
Cellular component (GO): lysosome
Molecular function (GO): thiolester hydrolase activity
Source: RefSeq, a predicted model, not a curated record
GUUAGUGAAACGGGACCGACUCAAUCCAGAUGUAAAUAUAUUUGGUGGAAAGUAGAAGCAGGUUCAGUUUCAUGGAGUUCCAGGGGGCUGCAGAUUUCAGUCCGUAUUAGGGAAACGUGGAAGUAAAGCCUCUGUUUUUAUCCUUUUAUUGUCGCUGUUGAGCCCGGAGAAGGAAGACAGACUGAAGAAGCUGCAGCCGAACAGAGAGAGAGAAAGAAAGAAAGAGAAAGAGAGGGAGGCCGGCCGUCAGAGGGUUUUCAUCAGUCAAUUUAGGGUUUAGCUCUGGUCUUUAUUCCUCCUCCGUCAUGCUGAACAGAGUGAAUUUGACCCUUCUGCUGUGCUUUCUGCUCUCGUGCUGUCUCCUCUGCGCGGUUCGGACCCACAGACCCGUCAUAAUAGUGCACGGACUGUUCGACAGUUCAGCGGACUUUACCAACCUCAACCGCUUCAUCAACCAGUCUCAUCCAGGUACGAACGUGUCUGUUAUAGAUCUGUUUGACCGCUCUGCCAGUUUGCAGCCGUUAUGGAAGCAGGUGGAAGGCUUCAAGGAGGCCAUCUAUCCCAUAAUGCAAAACGCAGCUGACGGGGUUCACCUCAUCUGCUACUCGCAAGGAGGGUUGGUAUGUAGAGGAAUCUUAUCUACACUUGCAGACCACAACGUUCACUCCUUCAUCUCUCUCUCCUCACCUCAGGCUGGACAAUAUGGAGACACAGACUACCUGAAGUACCUCUUCCCUCAGUUCGUCAAGACCAAUCUGUAUCAUAUCUGCUACACAUCCAUGGGCCAGAUGAUCUCCAUCUGCAACUACUGGAAUGAUCCUCACCACAGAGACAUGUACGUCAACAGCAGCGAUUAUCUGGCUUUGCUUAACAACGAGAGGCCGAAUCCCAACUCCACCGAGUGGAAACAGAACUUCCUCCGUAUCAAAAAGCUUGUCCUGAUUGGUGGACCAGAUGAUGGAGUCAUCACUCCGUGGCAGUCGAGUCAGUUUGGCUUCUAUGAUGACAACGAGACAGUCGUGGAGAUGAAAGAUCAGGACGUGUUCCUGAGGGACUCGUUCGGUCUGAAGACGCUGUACUCCAGAGGAGAUCUGGAGAUGUGCUCCGUUCCUGGUGUGCAGCACAUUUACUGGCACUCCAAUGAAACGGUAUAUAAGACCUGCAUUGAGAAGUGGCUGACAUAAUGGCCCUCCCACACACUGAGAGAGAGAGCGAGAAACUAUUUUUACAGACAGGAUUAAUACAGUUCACUUUUCUAUCAUUUCAUACGAGACGGUCAGAUGACGAUGACAUCAUUCAGCACGCUUUGUUACAGUGCAGUGCUGCUAAUUCAAAGCAGCACCCAUGUGCAUUUUUACUCCUGUGUGAGUGUCACACACAGCCCUUUUACGUUUUAUCACUCCAGCGUGUUAAUUUUUACCGAUUUUUAGAUAUAUAGAUGUAUUUAUGAGAGUGUAUGUAUGUACGCACAUACAUUCACAAGCACAUCAUAGCUGCGCAAUGCACAUCAGUGCCUGAGGGAUGAUUCUGUCCACCUGUAAACCCCAAAAAAGGUUUAAACCACUAAAUCUUUUCCCCCUGUUUUAUUUACUUCUAGAGGAGAAAUAAGAAGAUUUUUUCAGUUUAAACUAUGGAAAAACUGUAUAUUACUAAGAGGUACCAGGUGUGGGUCUUUACAUGAGGUCCAAAAAUAUGAGAAAUCCAUGCGCAUGUGCCACGUAAUAUGAUCAAAUCUCUGCUUAUUUCUCCUUUAAGUACUGAGAAUUGUGGUUAUUGUAGUCUAGGCAUUACAGUAGCAGCCAGUUGCAGUAAGAAUAAUUGCCUUACAUUUUACAUUUUAUUAUAUUUUGCAUCCCGCGACCCUGACGGAGAAGCGGCUUAGAAAAUGGAUGGAUGGAUGGAUAUAUUUUGCAUGUUUUACUCU